CAUGCGCCAUUUUCUGACUUUACCGUCUGCUUUUCACGUGGCUGCUCACUUCCUGUCCUUGACCUUUGCCUCGUCCUUGCACACAUCGCAAUUGUUUCUCGGUAGUGACGAUGCCCAAUCCACCGACAAAACUCCACUCCAUCCUUCUUUCGACUCGUUUGUUGAGAGUCUUAUGCAGGACUGGCAUAUUCCUGGUCUUGCCAUUGCUGUAGUCUACGAAAAUAAGACAUGGUCCAAGGGUUAUGGCUAUGCAACUCUGCCAGACGUGCCGUUCACACCUCGCACUCUCUAUCAGGUAGCUAGCACUACUAAAUCCUUUACGGCAUCCCUGGCAGCUUUGUUGGUUCAAAAUCAGGAUGAUUUCAGCCACGUUGAAUGGGAUACACCACUCCACUCUCUCGUUGGUAACGACUUCAUCCUCAAGGACGAUUACUUGACAAACCAUGUCUCUUUUCUCGAUGCAUUGUCCCACCGAACAGGCAUGCCUGGACACGAUGCUGUGUGGUAUGACCAAGGGUUGGAUGUCAAGACCCAGACAUAUCUUAUGCGUCAUAUCGAAACAAGCGCAAGCUUCAGGACAGUUUUCCAAUACUGCAAUCUGUUCUUCACUGCAGUCUCGCAUGUCAUCGAAUCUGUGACCGGAAAGCCGCAAGCAGAUCUACUGCGCGAGUGGAUCUUUGAGCCUCUGGGAAUGAACGAAUCGUACUACUCUCGGGAAGAUGCAGCGAGUUGCCAAGCAUCGAAUCCUCACUGCGUAUUGGCUGAUAGCUAUGCCUGGAACAAAGAGACGUCCUCUUAUGUAAAAUGGGCACUGAACCAAUCUAAUCCAGCAAACGGAGCUGGAGGCAUCAUCUCUAACGUUGUCGAUUACAGCAAGUGGGUUCACACGCUCAUGUACGAGACUGGUCCGGUCUCCAAAGAGAGUCAUGCCAAGCUCAAAUAUCCCUCGUCGAUUCAAAGCGAUGAUAAGGCGCCCUAUUCAGGCCCUUUCUGGUAUGGAUUGGGACUUGAUGCAGGUGUCUAUCGAAACGAGAGGGUCUUUGGACACACUGGUGGCAUCAGUGGUUACGCAUCAAGCUUCAAGUUUNUGCCUGAUCGUAAGUUUGGAUUUGUGAUGAUCCAAAACUCAAUGAGCACUGCCUUCGAGGCUAUGGGAUGGCGCUUGAUCGACGAGUUCUUGGGUGGUCCGGAGGAUGAAUUCUACGACAUGAACAAGACGCAAACCCAUUUGAUAAAGAAGCGCGAAGAACAGCUCAAGGCGCUUCCUUCUAAGCUGUACCCUGAUGUACCAUCAGAACCUGUGCAGCCACAACUUCCUUUGCAGAACUAUACGGGAACCUAUGCGAACGCCGCUUACGGAAAUUUCAGCAUCAGCCUCGAGGCGCCUUUGGAUCUGCUGGGCGAAUCUAGUGUCGGACAAGUGGAUUCUCAGGACCUACUGCUCUAUGCAAGAUCCAAAGGCGGUAAUGUGUUAUUCACCUUCCGGCAUGUGAGCGCAGAGCAUUGGCUUCUGGAGACGAGGACGGUAAUUUAUGAUUCGAAGAUGGCGGAUGACUACAUGAAGGCCAGAUUUGAAGUUGGAGCAGACGGUCUCGUGCAGAGACUCGGAGUGAUCAUGGAAGCAGCUGUUCCUGGAGAUAAAGCAUGGGCGUGGUUUGACAGGGUUGACGGUCGU
Molecule: messenger RNA, 1675 nt
Organism: Aureobasidium musti
Lineage: Eukaryota; Fungi; Ascomycota; Dothideomycetes; Dothideales; Saccotheciaceae
Source: the annotation of a GenBank genome assembly